Molecule: messenger RNA, 2985 nt
Organism: Macadamia integrifolia
Lineage: Eukaryota; Viridiplantae; Streptophyta; Magnoliopsida; Proteales; Proteaceae
Product: V-type proton ATPase subunit a2
Exons: 18
Coding region: 256-2709 (817 amino acids)
Biological process (GO): vacuolar acidification; proton transmembrane transport
Cellular component (GO): vacuolar proton-transporting V-type ATPase, V0 domain; vacuolar proton-transporting V-type ATPase complex
Molecular function (GO): proton-transporting ATPase activity, rotational mechanism; ATPase binding
Source: RefSeq, a predicted model, not a curated record
UCAGCAGUCAGUCGGUGGGGAGAGCCGGAGAGCGUGUUAUAUCAUUUCUGCCCCUACUGAACAAAGAGAGGUAACGCCGGCCGUGUACAGCGCACAAACGACUGUGCACAAAAACCGAACCCUUAUUAUAAUCAUCAACUGAAUCAGUGUCACUGAAAGCCAGGGAUCUGGAAAUUCUUGGGGUAAGAGUUCGUGAAUCACAGAAUUCACAGCAACGUUCAGUGGGGAUUAGGAGUUUGAAAGGGGAACGCAACAAUGGGGGAGGGCGGGUGCUGUCCGCCGAUGGAGCUAUUCCGUUCGGAGCCGAUGCAACUGGUGCAGCUGAUCAUCCCCAUGGAAUCCGCCCAUCAGACCAUUUCUUACCUCGGCGACGUCGGGCUCGUUCAAUUUAAAGAUCUAAAUGCAGAAAAAAGCCCCUUCCAGCGAACAUAUGCUACUCAGAUUAAAAGAUGUGGAGAAAUGGCGCGUGGGCUACGUUUCUUUUGGGAACAGAUGGCGAAGGCAGGCUUUUCACCUUCAACCACUCCUAUGACACAAGUUGAUAUUGAUCUGGAUGACUUGGAGAUAAAACUGGGAGAACUUGAAGCUGAGUUGAUAGAGAUAAAUGCAAACAAUGAAAAGUUGCAACGCGCUUAUUAUGAGCUUCUAGAAUAUAAGCUAGUGCUGGAGAAGGCUGGAGAAUUCUUUUCCACAGCUCAGAGUAGUGCUACUGCUCAGCAGAGAGAAAUUGAAGCUCGUCAAGUUGGUGAAGUAUCCAUUGACAGUCCUUUACUAUUGGAGCAGGAAAUCUCAGCGGAUCCUUCAAAGCAAGUUAAACUGGGUUUCAUUAGUGGGCUUAUACCUAGGGAAAAGUCAAUGGCAUUUGAAAGGAUUAUAUUUCGUGCUACCAGGGGAAAUGUAUAUCUCAGGCAAGCUGCAGUGGAAUAUCCUGUGAUUGAUCCAGUGUCUGGGGAGAAGGUUGAGAAAAAUGUAUUCGUGGCCUUCUAUUCUGGUGAAAAGGCAAAGACCAAAAUUUUGAAGAUAUGUGAAGCUUUUGGAGCAAAUCGUUACCCCUUUCCUGAUGACUUGGAGAAGCAAGCUCAGAUGAUCACUGAGGUCUCUGGAAAAAUUGCAGAGAUGAAGGCUACAAUAGAUGUUGGGCUCCUACACCGAAACAAUCUGUUAAAGACCAUCAGCUAUCAAUUCGAGAAGUGGGAUCUUUUGGUGAGGAAGGAGAAAUCUAUUUAUCACACUUUAAGCAUGCUUAGCAUUGAUGUGACAAAGAAGUGUCUUGUGGCAGAGGGGUGGAGCCCUGUUUUUGCAACAAAACAGAUUCAGGAUGUGUUACAUCGGGCCACAUUGGACAGCAACUCAGAAAUAGGAUCAAUAUUCCAGAUUUUGCAUACGAAGGAAUUACCACCUACAUAUUUUCGGACAAACAAAUUCACUUCUGCUUUUCAAUCUAUUGUUGAUGCAUAUGGGGUGGCCAAGUAUCAAGAAGCAAAUCCUGGUUUAUACACUAUUAUUACAUUCCCGUUUCUAUUUGCAGUCAUGUUUGGUGAUUGGGGCCAUGGCAUAUGCUUGCUCCUUGCAGCAUUAUUCUUUAUAUUUAGGGAAAGGAAAUUUUCUGGUCAGAAGCUUGAAGAUAUGACAGAAAUGAUCUUUGGCGGUCGGUAUUGUAUUAUGAUGAUGGCAUUGUUCUCGAUUUACACGGGUUUGAUUUAUAAUGAAUUCUUUUCAGUCCCAUUUGAGAUUUUUGGCAAAUCUGCCUAUGCUUGCCGUGAUACUUCCUGCAGAGAUGCUUCAACUGUCGGCUUAAUCAAAGUUCGCCCCACUUAUCCAUUUGGUGUAGAUCCUGAAUGGCAUGGUAGCCGCACUGAAUUGCCAUUCCUUAAUUCUUUGAAGAUGAAGAUGUCAAUCCUACUUGGUGUAGCCCAGAUGAAUCUCGGAAUCGUGUUGAGCUUUUUUAAUGCCUUAUUCUUUAAAAAUGGCCUGAAUAUCUGGUUUCAAUUUAUUCCCCAGAUGAUAUUUUUAAACAGCCUGUUUGGCUACCUUUCCCUCCUCAUAAUUGUGAAGUGGUGCACUGGUUCACAAGCUGAUUUAUACCACAUAAUGAUAUACAUGUUCCUGAGUCCAACAGAUGAUCUGGGUGAGAACCAGCUUUUUGUUGGGCAGAAAACUACUCAGCUUACAUUGUUAUUGCUAGCCCUAGUUGCUGUUCCAUGGAUGCUACUUCCAAAGCCUUUUCUCUUGAAGAAGCAACACGAAGAAAGACAUCGUGGUCAAUCCUACACACUACUUCACAGCACUGAUGAUUCUUUAGAAGUGGAGGCGCAUCAUGAUUCCCAUGGCCAUGAGGAAUUUGAGUUCAGUGAAGUUUUUGUGCACCAACUCAUUCAUACCAUAGAGUUUGUCCUCGGAUCGGUCUCAAAUACGGCUUCGUAUCUCCGGUUGUGGGCCCUCAGCCUUGCUCAUUCGGAGCUAUCAAGUGUGUUCUACGAGAAGGUUCUACUUCUUGCUUGGGGGUACAACAACAUUAUAAUCUUGAUUAUUGGCGUCAUCAUUUUUAUUUUUGCGACAGUUGGUGUGUUGCUAGUGAUGGAAACACUUAGUGCAUUCCUACAUGCUUUGCGUCUUCACUGGGUGGAGUUCAUGAACAAGUUCUACGAGGGAGAUGGAUACAAAUUCCACCCCUUCUCCUUCUCGUUGCUUCUUGAAGAGGAGGACUAGACUAGUGCCCGAAACGCAGUGAAUCUUCCUGAGUGUGCCAAUCUGGAUAUGAUUCAAGUAAUUCUUUCAUUUGGAUGAAUAUUCAGUAUAUUCCUGUUAGCAAGGGGAGUGAACUAGUGAAGGGUUUUUACACUAUGAAACUCCCACCCUGGAUUCCUGUGAUCUUCAUAUGUUGAAAAAUAAAGUGUCCAGGGCAGGCUGCCUCCUAUGUAUGUGGUGGGUUAGAUUCCUUCAUGAUAUUUGUAUUAAUAAUAAAUAUGUUGUAUUAUUAUUGUC